Molecule: messenger RNA, 1653 nt
Organism: Notolabrus celidotus (New Zealand spotty)
Lineage: Eukaryota; Metazoa; Chordata; Actinopteri; Labriformes; Labridae
Product: tripartite motif-containing protein 16-like
Exons: 6
Coding region: 1-1653 (550 amino acids)
Molecular function (GO): zinc ion binding; protein binding
Source: RefSeq, a predicted model, not a curated record
AUGGCAGCAGCAACUAUUUCUAUAGAACAAGACCAGUUCUGUUGUUCGGUGUGCCUCGAGAUCUUAAGAGACCCGGUGACGAUCCCGUGUGGACACAGCUACUGCCUGAACUGCAUUGAAGAUUACUGGAACAGAGCCAAGCAGAAAGGACAGUACAGCUGCCCUCAGUGCAGACAAGUGUUUAAUCCAAAACCUCUGCUGAGUAGAAACACAGUCCUGGGAGAAGUGGUGGAACAGUUACAGCAGACAGGAAUCCAAGCUGUAGCUCAGCACCUGUCCAAACCAGAGGAGGUGACAUGUAGCGUGUGCACGGUGAGGAAAAGCAAAGCUGCUAAAUCUUGCGUGGUGUGUUUGGAGUCGUACUGUGUGCCUCACCUGAAGGUCCACGAUGAGCGCUUUCACGGGAAGGCCCACAUGUUGAUACCAGCUUCAGAUCAGCUGAAAGAGAAGCUGUGUCCGCAGCACGACAAACUCCUGAGGCUGUACUGUCGCACAGACCAGCAGUGUGUGUGUUCACAGUGUGUAAAAGGGAGACACAAGGGCCACGAUGUAGUCACUGUGGCAGAUGAGAGAGCAACACAACAGAAAAAACUCCAGGAAUCGUCUUUGAAGUCUCUGCAGAAACUGAAGGACGCAGAAAAGGAGCUCAGAUAUGUUGUGAAAUACAUAAAACACUCCACAGAGGCGGUGGUGGAGGAGAGUGAGAGGAUUUUCUCCAAGCUCAUCCGCUCCAUUGAGAAGCAGAGCAACGAGGUGAAGGAGCAGAUCAGAGGGCAGCAGAGAGCGGCUGUCAGUCAGGCUGAGGAGCUGCUGGAGAAGAUCCAGAGGGAGAUGAUGGAGCUGAGGAGGAGCGACGCUGAGCUGGAGAAGCUCUGUCGCCAUGAGGACCACCUCCAAUUUCUGCAGAAGUGCAAGUCUCUUCCCUUCCCUGUGAGGAGUGUGGAGAUGCCAAGCACCGAUGCUCUUCAGUAUCUGAUGUAUAAAACCAUGAGAGGAGCUCUGGCUGACCUCAAAGACAGUCUGGAUGAAACUCUUGUAAAAGACUUUGACAGAAUCUCUGAGAAGGCUAAAGAGGCAGACAUGUCCUACAACACAGAUCCAAAAACAAGAACUGAUUUCCUACAAUAUUACAGUGAAGUAACCCUGGACCCGAACACCGCAAACCCUUUUCUAUCCUUCUUCGAUGGUCGCAGAGGGGUGACUACACGCUUGGACCCUCAACCCUACCCGGACCACCCGCAUCGCUUCACCAGCUGGGCUCAGGUGCUGUGCAGAGCCGGCAUGGCGGGACGCUGUUACUGGGAGGUGGAAUGGACCGGGAAUGGAGGAGUUUCCAUCGGCGUCUGCUACAAACACAUGAAUAGGAGCGGAGGAGGGAGCGACUGCAAGCUCGGACACAACUCCAAAUCCUGGAGCCUGGACUGCUCUACCUCAUUAUGUUCGUUUCAGCACAAUAAGGAGAGUGUGACCAUCGCUGCUGUAGGUUACAGCAGGAUAGGGGUGUAUCUGGACUUCAGGGCGGGGACUUUGUCUUUCUAUAAUGUCACUGAUUCGAUGGUUUUACUCCACAGAGUCAAGGCAGUGUUCUCACAGCCUGUAUACCCAGGAUUCUGGGUGGGGUUGGGUUCUACGAUGAAGCUGUGCUCCCUUUAA